AUGGUUGAGGACAAUAACCUGGGCUGUGAAGUCAGCAGCUCCUUUAGGUGGGUUGCUUUUAGAAUCUCCAGCUACAUAACCACGACGCAAUUCCUUUACAGAGACGUUCUUGACAUUGAAACCUACAUUGUCUCCAGGCACAGCCUCCUGCAGAGCUUCAUGGUGCAUUUCAACAGACUUUACUUCAGUGGUGAUGUUCGCUGGGGCAAAGACCACAACCAUACCAGGUUUUAG
Molecule: messenger RNA, 234 nt
Organism: Acanthoscelides obtectus
Lineage: Eukaryota; Metazoa; Arthropoda; Insecta; Coleoptera; Chrysomelidae
Source: the annotation of a GenBank genome assembly